Messenger RNA from Drosophila kikkawai, 1218 nucleotides. It is a transcript of the gene RfC3, whose product is annotated as replication factor C subunit RfC3. Gene Ontology annotation, cellular component: nucleus; DNA replication factor C complex. Gene Ontology annotation, biological process: DNA repair; DNA-templated DNA replication. The record is from RefSeq and is a predicted model, not a curated record. Lineage: Eukaryota; Metazoa; Arthropoda; Insecta; Diptera; Drosophilidae. Gene Ontology annotation, molecular function: DNA binding; ATP binding; ATP hydrolysis activity.
AUUAAUCGAUUUAUCGCUUUUGACCGGCAUUUCUGGACCACUUGGCUUGCGUUUAUGAAUACUUUGCAAAUUAUUUUAUAUUCAUAAACUGUAAGCAAUGAGCGAAACAAAUGGAUCCGCUGUGCGCAUGCCUUGGGUGGAGAAAUAUCGUCCCAGUGGCUUAGAAGACCUAAUAUCGCAUGAGGAAAUCAUAUCAACAAUUACUCGUUUUAUUAGCCGCAAGCAGCUGCCGCAUUUGCUUUUCUAUGGACCUCCUGGCACGGGAAAGACGAGCACCAUCUUGGCGUGCGCUCGUCAGCUCUACACACCGCAGCAGUUCAAAUCGAUGGUCCUGGAGCUCAAUGCCUCGGAUGACAGAGGAAUUGGCAUUGUUCGCGGCCAAAUCCUGAACUUUGCCUCCACUCGCACCAUUUUCUGUGACACCUAUAAGCUGAUCAUUUUGGACGAGGCCGAUGCGAUGACCAACGAUGCCCAGAAUGCGUUGCGUCGCAUCAUCGAGAAGUAUACGGAGAACGUACGCUUCUGCGUUAUUUGCAAUUAUUUGAGCAAAAUUAUACCGGCCCUGCAGUCGCGUUGCACACGUUUCCGCUUCGCCCCGCUCUCUCCGGAGCAGAUGAUGCCGCGACUUGAAAAGAUCAUUGAGACGGAAGCUAUUCAAGUAACUGAGGAUGGAAAGCGGGCCUUGCUUACUCUGGCCAAGGGCGACAUGCGAAAGGUUCUAAAUGUUUUACAGAGCACUACGAUGGCAUUUGACAAGGUUACCGAGGACAAUGUCUACAUGUGCGUGGGCUAUCCGUCUAAGCAGGAUGUCGAACGGAUUUUAAAGGCCUUGCUUGCUGGAGCCAGCCUUGAGCAAUCUUAUCAAGCAAUCGAAGAUGCUAAGCACACUAGAGGACUUGCAUUAGAAGAUGUAAUUACAGAGUUGCAUUUAAUUGUUAUGAGGCUUGAGCUGCCCAUGUCAACAAUGAACACUCUUAUAAUCAAGCUGGCCCAAAUCGAGGAACGCCUGGCGAAAGGAUGCACAGAAUCGGUCCAAACAGCAGCAUUAUUGGCCGCUUUUACCAUUUGUCGGGAUAUGGUGGCCAUGGAGAAGUAAGGGUAACCAUCCUAAUAUUAUAAAAUAUUAUUAAGUAUCGUUAAUGUUAAGAAUUGUUAAAAGAAAUCCGGUUGAUUAGGAUGGGCGAGAAGAAAAAGAAAUAUAAUUUUAUUCCCAAUGCA